UUUCCUGACACUGUCCUCCAUUUAUCUGUGGCUUGUCCUCUUUGGCGCUGAGGACGGGGUCACCAGAGGCCCUCCUUUUCCAAGACCCAUCCUUCAUUUGGACCUCUUUCUGUUCAGGAGGAAUUCCAAAACUCCCUCCAUUUUGGGCGUGACUAAAAAGCAUGGAUUGACAAUUAUAUGAGAUGGUUUUUGUGUGUGAGAGAGAGAGAGAGAUUUUAUCAGGUCAUGUCCUACAUUUUUUCUCGAAGGAUCUCCAUUUUGUGGCGCCUUGUCCUCUUUGGAGGUUAGAGGACAUCUAGUGACUCUGCUGAAGUAACGGAAGUGAUCCAAAUUCUCUUUCAUUAUAUAGAGGAUAUACACAGCGGGUCGUUCAACUUGUUUAACAGUGUAACAGAUGGCGGCACAGUGUGUUACAAAGGUGGAGCUAACCAUCUCCUGUAGCAGUCUCUUAGAUAAAGAUGUUGGCUCCAAGUCAGACCCAUUGUGUGUGCUACUUCAGCACACAAGUGGGCAGCAGUGGUAUGAGGUUGAUCGCACAGAAAGAAUAAAAAACUGUUUGAACCCUAAGUUUUCCAAGAGAUUCUUAAUUGAUUACUACUUUGAGCUAGUCCAGAAGCUCAAAUUUGGGGUGUAUGACAUUGACAAUGCAACAGUUGAGCUGAGUGAUGAUGACUUUUUAGGAGAAUUUGAAUGCACCUUGGGGCAGAUUGUCUCCAGCAAGACGCUCACUAGACCUCUAGUGUUGAAGAAUGGGAAACCUGCAGGAAAAGGAAGAAUUACGAUUACAGCUGAAGAAGUAAAAGAUAACCGAGUCGUCAUAUUUGAAAUGGAAGCAAGGAAACUGGACAACAAGGAUUUUUUUGGCAAAUCAGAUCCUUAUUUGGAAUUCCACAAGCAGACAUCUGAAGGAAAUUGGGUGAUGGUACACAGAACAGAGGUUAUUAAAAAUAACUUGAAUCCUGUAUGGAGACCAUUCAAGAUCUCUCUCAAUUCUUUAUGUUAUGGCGAUAUGGACAAAACAAUAAAGGUUGAGUGCUAUGAUUAUGACAGUGAUGGGUCACAUGAUCUCAUAGGGACCUUUCUUGCCACAAUGGCAAAACUGAAGGAAGCAUCUCGACAUUCACCAGUUGAAUAUGAAUGCAUAAAUGAAAAGAAGAAGCAAAAAAAGAAAAGCUACAAGAAUUCAGGCAUUAUCAGCAUUAAACACUGUGAGAUUAUUAUGGAAUGUACUUUCCUUGACUACAUCAUGGGAGGCUGCCAGCUGAAUUUUACUGUUGGCAUUGACUUUACUGGCUCUAAUGGAGAUCCUCGUUCUCCAGACUCCCUGCAUUACAUCAGUCCUAAUGGAGUGAAUGAAUACUUGACUGCCAUUUGGUCUGUGGGGAUGGUCAUCCAGGACUAUGAUGCGGAUAAAAUGUUCCCAGCUUUUGGAUUUGGUGCUCAAAUCCCUCCGUCAUGGCAGGUGUCACAUGAGUUUCCAUUAAACUUUAACCCAUCAAAUCCAUUCUGCAGUGGAAUUCAAGGUGUCGUGGAUGCAUACCGGGUCUGCCUUCCUCAAGUAAGAUUGUACGGGCCUACCAACUUUUCUCCAAUAAUAAAUCAUGUGGCAAGAUUUGCUGCAGCUGCUACACAGCAACAAACAGCCUCAAAUUAUUUUGUGCUCCUGAUAAUCACUGAUGGUGUGAUAACAGACCUAGAUGAAACCAGAUCUGCCAUCGUUAAUGCUGCCAAACUUCCCAUGUCCAUUAUCAUUGUUGGUGUUGGAGGAGCUGAUUUCAGUGCCAUGGAGUUCCUUGACAGUGAUAGUGGAGCUCUGAGAUCUCUUUCGGGAGAGGCUGCUAUGAGAGACAUUGUCCAAUUUGUUCCAUUUCGACAGUUCCAGAACGCUCCCAAGGAAGCUCUGGCUCAAAGUGUCCUGGCAGAAGUGCCACAGCAAGUGGUGAACUAUUUCAGCACAUUCAAACUCCAGCCUCCAAAGAAGCGUGAAGCAAAACCAGAGGAGAGUUGAACAGGGGAGGACAGCCUUGUUUGCUCAGGUGGGGAGUCCCUGUACCACUUGCCUCACCAGUAUCAGUGAACUGUAUUGCAUAAAAUAUAUAUUGUUAA
This is a messenger RNA of Sceloporus undulatus (fence lizard), 2106 nucleotides long. RefSeq names its product copine 3 (gene CPNE3). Bases 395 to 2008 code for a protein of 537 amino acids. Lineage: Eukaryota; Metazoa; Chordata; Lepidosauria; Squamata; Phrynosomatidae. Gene Ontology annotation, cellular component: plasma membrane. The record is from RefSeq and is a predicted model, not a curated record. Gene Ontology annotation, biological process: cellular response to calcium ion; ERBB2 signaling pathway. Gene Ontology annotation, molecular function: receptor tyrosine kinase binding; calcium-dependent phospholipid binding. The transcript has 17 exons.